UUAAACUCCGUCUUCUUAAAAGUGCGUGUGGGAGAAGGAUAAAGAGAGAGGGAGAUGGCCGCGAGCUCGAGUAGGUUCGCUGCGCCUUCCUUCCAACUCCGUGUCGGUAGGGCUCGCCCCUGGCCGCCUCUGCCGCUCCCUUUGCCGCCUUCCUGCGAUCGGACCCAAAGAGGAGCGGCCGGAAGGUUGCGCUGCUGCAGCCCGACGGAGAAAGCGGAGGAAUGGCGGAUCGAGCGGAAGAAAAAUGCCGGCGGGGUUGCUCGGAGAACUCGGGCGGAGGCCUUACCUUCUCUCCCCUUCUCCUCCUCCCGCUCGAAAAGGCUUUCUAAGCACGACUUCUCUUCUCGUUGCAGCCCUAAGAAUUCUCCUCCUGAAUCUCGUGAUACUCCACCACAAAGAGAUACUGGUAUUGCUAGUGAGAAAGAAUGGGGCAUCAACUUACUUGAUGAAAAGGUUAGCGAGUCUGGCCAAAAUGAAGAUGGGAGCACAUGGUAUCGGGAAAGUGGUGAAGAGCUAGGUGAAAAGGGAUUUAGGUGUAGAUGGGCUAAGAUGGGAGGUAAAUCACAUGAUGGAAAAUCAGUAUGGAAAGAAACGUGGUGGGAGAAGAGUGAUUGGAGUGGAUAUAAAGAGCUAGGUGCAGAGAAAUCUGGAGAAAAUGAUGAAGGAGAUUCCUGGUGGGAAACAUGGAAAGAAGUUCUUUAUCAGGAUGAGUGGAGUAGUAUUGCAAGGAUAGAGAGAAGCGCACAAAAGCAAGCAAAAUCAGGCACAGAAAAUGCUGGAUGGUAUGAAAAAUGGUGGGAAAAAUAUGAUGCAAAAGGCUGGACAGAAAAAGGAGCUCAUAAAUAUGGAAGGCUAAAUGAACAAUCUUGGUGGGAAAAGUGGGGAGAACAUUUUGAUGGGAGAGGAUUUGUACUUAAAUGGACUGACAAAUGGGCAGAGACACAGAUGGGUACCAAAUGGGGGGAUAAGUGGGAGGAGAAAUUUUUCGCAGGGUUAGGUGCUCGGCAAGGUGAAACAUGGCGUGCAUCUGCUGGUGAACGCUGGUCAAGAACUUGGGGGGAAGAACAUUUUGGAAAUGGGAAAGUACACAAGUACGGAAGAAGCACUACAGGAGAAAGCUGGGAUAUAGUUGUGGAUGAAGAAACCCACUACGAGGCCAUGCCUCAUUAUGGAUGGGCAGAUGUAGUCGGUGAUUCCACCCAAUUGUUAUCGAUUCAACCUCAACAAAAGCCACCAGGUGAAUUCCCAAAUAUUAAGCUUGAUGCAUCAGCCGAGGAAGACGGCCCUCCAGAUGAAAAUCUGUCGUGGUGACUAAAUUUUUUCCAGGCACUCAACUUUUUGUACUCUAGCUUUUCUGCUGAAGGAUUUAUGUGGGUUGAUUUCUGAAGUCAUUCUUCUGUCCAUUGUUUCAUUCUUUUACGUUUUUGGUCGUUUCAUUUCUUUGAUCCUGUCAUUGAGAUCAUUCAAUGGAACAAAAUUAUUUCCAAUCAUGUUUGAUAAA
Molecule: messenger RNA, 1501 nt
Organism: Zingiber officinale
Lineage: Eukaryota; Viridiplantae; Streptophyta; Magnoliopsida; Zingiberales; Zingiberaceae
Product: protein RNA-directed DNA methylation 3-like
Exons: 11
Coding region: 55-1311 (418 amino acids)
Biological process (GO): regulation of starch metabolic process; starch metabolic process
Cellular component (GO): chloroplast stroma; starch grain
Molecular function (GO): starch binding
Source: RefSeq, a predicted model, not a curated record